AAAAAAUAUGUAGAAUCCCAUGUUAGAAGAUCUAAAAAACAUAAUGAAAGAAGGUUGGCUUGAAAAAGAAUCCAGAGUAUUUAAAUCAUGGAGAAAGUAUUAUUUCUCUUUUAUCUUAGACGAUGGUUUGUAUUAACGACUACCUCUUUGUAUUCAUUUAAGGCAGAAAAAUAAUAUUCAAAUCCUACAGAAAUAAUUUAAUUAUCAUAAGUUAGUUCUAUAAAAAGCUGCUAAGAAGAAACUAAUAAGGAAAAUACAUUCGUAAAUAUUGAUUACUCUAUACAUUAAGAAAAUUGAUACUCCUGAUUAAACAUUUUUCUUAUAAGCAGACAAUAAUAAAGAUAAAGAAGGAUGGAUUGGAGCAGUUGGCAAAGCUCUUGUUAAAUUAAAUAUGAAAAAAAACAGAAAUGAUGAUGAUGAUUGAUAAUUUUAUCUAAAAUUUUAUAGA
This is a messenger RNA of Paramecium sonneborni, 448 nucleotides long. The record is from the annotation of a GenBank genome assembly. NCBI's taxonomy places the organism in Eukaryota, Ciliophora, Oligohymenophorea, Peniculida, Parameciidae.